Rotaria sp. Silwood1 is the source of this 2805-nucleotide messenger RNA. The record is from the annotation of a GenBank genome assembly. Lineage: Eukaryota; Metazoa; Rotifera; Eurotatoria; Philodinida; Philodinidae.
AUGGCAAGUCGAUCUAAUAUCAAUCCCAGCCUUUCUGAUUUCGCAAGUUUGCUUCAAGAAAAUUUCCAUCAAUUAAAUUGUCUUCCAAUUUUCGAUGUUGAAUUUUUCAAUAAAGAUAAAGAUUGGUUCUUAUUAUGCUUUUUGGAAGAACAGAAAAGAAAUGGUUUUUCAUAUGAAGUAACAUUGUCAGCAUUAAACUCCAUUGUGGGUGUAUUAGCCGAUGAUUGUUAUUUUCAUAAUACGUCAACUAAAGGCGUAGGCUUUCUUAAUCAAAACCAUCAUAUUAUUGGAGAAAGUGCAUCCAAUAAAAGUGCUAUUUGUCACGAGCUUUCGUUUGCAUUAAGUACUGUUAUUCAAUUAUUUCCAGAACGAUAUUCUGUAAAACAAGAAGUGAAGUCAAGCACUGAUAAUAUUGAUAAUAAUAUUAAAAUUGAAAGUAAACAUAAUGUACAAGAAUAUUCAAUGAUUGUUUCCACUUGUACAGAAGUUGGUUUAAUCAACAAUCUUUCAAAAAUAAAUACUAUUCUAUUGCACCCUGAUGGUGAUGUUGCUUUAUCAAAACUAGGUUAUUAUGAACAAGGAAAAAAUGAAACAUCUGGUGGAAUUAGUCUAUUUUGUGAUGCAUCUGAUGGUAUUCGUGGAGUUUAUAAUCGAGGUACUGGUAUUUCACAAAUUAAGAUUGCCCGUCCAGUUGCAUUAUUGAACAUGUAUGUAGCCAGCACCGGAACCAAGGUAGCACAAAUGUUACAAAAAUUUUACGAAGAUAAACAGCAAGAUGGUGUUUAUGGACGUGUUUUUUAUACGUGGUGCCGUAGCAUUAGUGAUCUACCUAACAAUAGAACAAAGUCAUUUAUUAAUAUUCCAUCUUAUUCUCAUUUUUCAUGUGCUGCAGCACUUUUAUUUUCAAACAAGUUUGAAUUUCGUUAUUUGCUCGAUAAAUCUGAUCUUGUUCAUUCAGAAACAGAUAAUAGUGAAUUUGAAGAUCGUUUGUUAGAAGAAAGACAAAAGCAGGGAGUAAAAACUCCUUCUACUUAUUCAGUUUCGAUGAAUGAAGAUGAUGUUUGUACGGCUGGUAUUUCUACAUAUGAUAAUGAAACUGAUCAAAAUAUGUCAUCAUUUAAACUUCAUCAAACAUUGCAGCGAGACUGGUGGAAAGCAUCAAAUACCACCGAGCCUCAUUUAAAAUCAAUCCAUCGAAAGGUCAUCAAUAUGUUGCCUAAAUGCAUCUGGUCAAUAGAAAUUAUUCGGAUUCUCUUUCGACUUAUGAGCAAAAAUUUAAAUGUAAUUGACCAAAGACAAGGUGAUAGAUGUAUAUUGAAACAUGCUUGUAUUGAUAAUAAAUUUCAAGAUUCUAUUAAGACAUCAAUAGAAGAAUUUUUAUCAAAAGAAUGUAAACGAAUUGAAGAAAAAAAAUGGAUCAUGUGGUCGACCAACGAUGACGUAAUUGCUGGUUAUUAUUGGUAUACACGCAAGAUGCUGGUAAUGGACACACUUCUUACUUUCAAACCGUUGUCUUAUGUUAUUGAAAAACGAUUGGGAAAAUAUACAACAGAACAAAAAUCUCAUGAACAAAUCAAACUGGAAAAAGCCAUGGCAAAAGUAAUGAAUUAUUCGGUAGUUUUUUUCAGUCGUCAAUAUUUAACAAACAAAGGAAAAGGUGAAGGUUCUGGUCAAUUUUGUCAUUCAAGUGAUUUGAAGCCUGAACAAAUUCUUACACCUUUAAUCGAAAAUGGUUUGUUAAUUGGUGGUAAUUUUCUCAAAGUUCAACAACCAAAUAUUGUUUCUACUAACGGUAAAAACAACGAACAGCUUAUUGAAAUGUCUUCAAAUGUAAUUGAAUGUUCUGUUUUGAAUACACCAUUACUACCAUCAUCUUCAUCGUUACAUUCUCCUCGAAAUAUCGCCAUUAAUGAAUUACCAGCAAAAGAUCUCAGUAAUAAUUCGUCUUCUUCUCUUUUACUAACUGACAAUAUUGAAACAGCAUCAUCAAUCGACAUGGAUAAUCCAUCAAGUCUAAUUGAACCAAUAAAAACAACUAUAGAAAAGGUUCACAAUGCAACACAUGAUAAUGAUUUUGAUGGUCAACCAAUGUGCGUAACAAAGAAACGAGGCCGUCCAAAUUCAGCACAUGCAAAGUCAGAAAAAUGGUCACAUGAUGCAGUUGACAACAUUAUAAUUAAUCCAAAAUCUUCUACUGUUUGGAAAUCAAUAUUGAUCAAACGUCAGUUUAUCGUUGGUACCCAUACUGACUUAUUCAAAAUGAUACCGUCGAAGCUAUUUGAUGAACAGUCUCGAUUCAAGUUGAUUGAUUUUCUUGUUUGCAAACAAUUAUUAAUGAAAGGCAAUUGGUUUCGAGAUGCUAAAGGAACAUUAGUUAGUGGCUAUUUAAAAGGAAGUCCUGCUGAUCUGUCAGUCUCUGUAAGCUUAGCUGAAUUAGGUAUUCCGAUUGAGGAAUACAAAUAUGCAUUGAAUCCUAAUCGGGAUAAUAAACGUCGUAUUGAUGGUAAAUUAAUUAAUCAAUCAUAUUUAUUCAGUAAUGUAUUAGAAGAACAAAUAAAAAAUGAUGAAUGGUUCAAAGAUAAUUUUGAAAUUGAUCAAAAAUUUAUUUAUGUGAAAAGUACAUUGUUACAAACCACUUCUAAUUUCCAUAUAGAUCAGUUUCAAAAACAACAAAAAGAAAGACUUGAACGAUCGAAAUCCACAAAACGAAAGAAAAUUGAAGAAUUACAAGUGCAAACUUCAAUCAUUUGUGGUACUAAUAUACCAGUCAAACGUCAACGAAAAUUAAAAGUUCGUGAAGAUUAA